CCCGACUGGAAGUGGCUGACUGCGCGCGCAGCUCGCGGCACACACAGAUCUGGAAGUGCAAAGAGAGGAGGCAGGGAAACGCCGCUGGAGCGGGGAAUGAUGGCGGAGAUCGAGAAGGAACAAGUUUGAUACCGGAGCAAAACUGGAAUCUCGGACGAGCUCUUCGGCUUCAAACUCUGUAACGCAACUAGAUGACUUCGUUUGAUUUGAGAGGACAGUGCUCCAGAAAAUCUCUGCCGGACCCAUGGAAAUGGUUGCCUAAACUCAGAUUGUAGUUCUCCAUCAAAACAUUUGCAAAGCUGAUUUGUUUUGGAGUGAAGUUGCAGCGAUAAACAACCAAGAUGAUCAAAACAGAAAACAAAGGAGGGGAGAGGAGCCUUAGAAGCGCGUCCCCUCACAGAAAUGCUUACAAGUCUGACUUCCACGCCAUCAAGUGCUCCUUUGAUGGGCCAAAGUCCGAGGAUGCCUCAAAAACAUUUGCAAACGGAUCAAGUGAAAGCCGGGAUGAGUCUAGGGGAAGGCCUUUUGGAACCAGAGUGAAUAAGAUCAAGAACAUAUUUCUACAAAUGGAUGGACAGCAACCAGAGUCUCAAGAAGUCAAACAGACUUUAAAGUCUGACGCACCCCAUGGUUCCCCAACAAAGUUGCAGUUUCCAGUCAGCACUCACAGAGUUAAUUUAAACAGCGCUUCAAGCCCCGAAUCCCACAGUUUAGAUAAAACACCCAAGGGGGAAGAUGUUGAGAUCGACAAAGUGGCUCUGGCGGAGAAGUUUUCUGUGACCAGAAAACUCUUUGAAAGAGGCAUCAAGGAGCAGCCAGCAGCUGAAAAACAGUCCCCAAAUAGAGUGGUUAAUCGUCUGUCCCUCGGAAGUGCCUCGGAUGAAGAGAAAAACGCAAGGAGAGCGUCGGGAUGCAAAGAGAGUCCUGGCAAAUUGGAGCAAACACCCACAUUGGCAGCUAAAAGUUGCUCAGAUGAGAUAGCUGACGGUGAAAAAAGGCAUGUGUCUAGAGUGUCGCUGAAUGCAGGGCCUUUGUCAAAGAGGUUGGAAAAUUAUAUAGUUGAGGAUGACUCAGACGACAACAACACAUCUGCUGGGACAGAAGGAGUGGUAUCUCCUAAACAACACAGCACCACUCAACACAUACAGCCUACCGUUGUGUCCAAGGACGUCUCACACAAAACUACUUCUCCUGUCAAAGAAGUCACCGACUCUUCAAUUGUUAAUAAUGUCCUCAUCAAAAAUAAAGAUAGCAAAUCUGGAUCUUUGGGAACUAAACCGACAUUACUGGCUAGUGGUGAUGUAUCUUCGGCGGCAGAUGCCACUCCGAAACUUCGCUCAUCAGAGCAAACGACCUCACUUAACCACAGCUACAAGUGCCCCUCACCAGCAGUUGAUAGAUUUAGUAGGACAUCUGUUGGUGAGGGUGGUAAACCAUCGAGUUCACCCCCAAGGGAUGGGAAACAGCCCUUGCCGUCAGCUGGCGGAUUUCUGAACGUAGAUCGGAAUAAACACCCGGAAAAACCCAAGAGUAACGAUGGCCCAGCUCUCAGCCCUACAGGGCCCAAGCCACAAAGCAAGGCUUCAUCACCUGACUCCAAAGGGGGAAGCACAGUGCGAGCUGAACUGGUGGUGGUACAGAAUGAGUCCUCGGACAGUGAGGACGAUGAAAUCACUGAAGAUAAGCAGAAAGACGAAUUCUGUGAAGACCUACAAAGAAGCUUUCCAUCAGGACAAAACCUCAACUCUCCUUCUCAAAUCUCAUCACAAGAGACUACAGAAGAAGCACAAAGGGGGGCAGACACUGUAUAUGAAGGUAGAGUCCCAGCAGAUGACAAGAGAUUUGGUUUAGAGAAAAAGGAGGAUAACUUAGCUGUGAGUCAGGACACUAAUGAAGAGGAUGAAGCAGCAGCGGAGGAGGAGGAAGAGGAGGAGGAUUCACUAGAGAAGCAAGUAGAGGAGAACAUUCUGGAUAGAGUCUCUCCAGUGGUGUAUGGGAUAGAGAACGCAGCAUUUGUGGAUGAUAGAGAUGUAGACCAGGUCAUCAGGGAAGAAGACGAGGAGGAGGAGGAGGAGGAGAAGGAGGAAGACGAUGAGGAGGAGGAUGAUCAAAUCUAUGAGAAUUAUGAUGAGUGUUAUGAAGUUAUUGGUCUCUCGGAUGAGGAUGAACCUCCCCCAAAAAGGAAAAUUAGGUUCUCCACAGAUCCCAUUUUGGUCUUCAGCACCUUCUCCAAUGAGGAUUACGAUCGGCGCAAUGAUGAUGUGGACCCUAUUGCAGCAUCUGCAGAAUAUGAGCUGGAAAAGAGAGUGGAAAAAAUGGACGUGUUUCCUGUGGAAAUUCAAAAGGGAGACAAUGGGCUUGGGAUCAGUAUCAUAGGAAUGGGAGUGGGAGCUGACCAGGGUUUGGAGAAACUCGGUAUUUUUGUGAAAACUGUAACUGAGAAUGGAGCAACUGAGAAAGAUGGACGGAUACAGGUGAAUGACCAGAUAGUAGAGGUGGAUGGGACCAGCCUGGUGGGAGUCACCCAGCUGUUUGCUGCAACUGUCCUGAAGAACACCAAAGGCACAGUGAGGUUUCUGAUUGGUCGAGAGAAGCCGGGAACUCAGAGCGAGGUGGCCCGCCUCAUUAGUGAGACACUGGAGCAGGAGAGGAACCAGCAGCAACACCUGGAUGACCCUUACGACCACUCUACAGAGGAGGAGGAGAGGUAUGAGGACGAGGACGACGACGUCAUAGAAGAAAGAAUCCUUGGGUCCAAUUUCUCUCCAGGGAGAAACGUGGAGGUGUUGGAGCUGCCGGACUCAGAGGCCUUGUUCAUGCCGACGGACAUGAACAGCUCUCAGAUGGCCUUCAAGUUCAAAGAGCUGCAACUGAAGCACAGCGUUGCUACAGAUGAAAUACAUCAACUGAAGGAAAAGCUAAGCAAAUCAGAGGAGGACAAAUCUUUGUGGGAAGAAAGGCAAUCUGCACUGGAACAAAAAAUUGAGGAGAGCAACGACAAAAUCCUAAAGCUGGAGAAUUACUGGCUGGAAGCCCAGGCUGUGUGCAAGAGUGUGAAUGAACAAUUAGCCGAGAAUCAGGCUCAGUAUGAGGCCCUGGACAAGAAGUACAACAAGGCCAAGAAACUGAUCAAAGACUACCAACAAAAAGAGAUAGAUUUUGUGAAGAAAGAGGAGGAGCUGAAAAAGACUCUGGACGAAAAAGACAAAUGGUACAAGGAGCAGCUGGAGAGCCUGCAGAACAGGAUUGCUGCCCUGGAGUCCAGAGGGGCUUCAGCUGUGGAGAGUCAGAGCGGUCUGGACUCUGAGGACAGACUCAGCAGCCAAGACUCGGUCAACAACUCACAAUCCAUUGACUCUCUCUUAGAUCAAGACUGGACCGAAGUGGUCCCUGAAACUACGCGCCUGGACACCAGCGCUCAGAAGGCCAAGUGCCGGUUGGCUCAGAUGAGCCGGCGCCAGGCUCCAACUCGAAGCAAACUAAAGGAAGGCCUGGCUGAACCCGCUCAUCAUUCUCAGGAAACUGAAGAAGAGGACGAGCAGGAGGAGCAGGAAUCUGCCGGGAGGCGGCAGUCCACCCAGGAAAGCCCAGCGCUCCCUGUCGACAUCUGCCACCCUGGAAAUGGACAGAAAGACGAUCCGGGCGAGACCGGAGAUACUUCCAAAAGCAAAUUGGAGAUGUCCAGCAGUCCAUCUUUGUCCCCGUCACUGGGGGACAGUGCUGAACGCUGUAGCAAUCCUUCAUUGUCUUCUCCAAAACACACGUCCUCACCACACUCUCCUCCGGGUUUCAUGCGCAACGUGAAGAAGAGAGAGUCCAAAGGCAAAGGGAAAGAACUCAAAGAGGAUUUGAGUGAGUCUUCUACAGCAGUAAAACCUAAAAGGCGAUUUCCAGAUUUUGGAGGCCUUCGGAAGUCAGGCGGCAAAGGGAAAAAAGACAAAGAGAAAGAGGCCCUGAGAGCUUCUUUGGACAGCAGGGGAUCUGCAGAGCUACUAGAGGAAUCUGGAGGGAACCUGUCUCCUGCAGAGUCCAUGACCUCUGUCCCCACUUGUAUGCCUUUCUCCUGGUUUGGAGACAAAGACAGAGACAGAGAGCCGUCCUCGUCCAACAGCAGCCUGCCAUACGCUGCAAACGAAACCAGCAGUGAGCAAAGCCAGGAUCAUAAAACUAAGACAAACCUCUCCUGGUCCUCUUUAUUCAGUCGCUCUUUAGAUUUGAGUUUUUCAGUCAUAGAUGAUUCUAGCCCUGCCAGCCCCAGUUCAGACAUCUCUGGGUUUGUCGCUGAACCCAAUCUGUCUGGGCGCUCACACACUUUAAUCUUCUCUUCCAGCGAGACGUUGGAUGAUGAACCAGUCCCAGUUGGGAAAGAGUAUCAGUGGCAGAAUCGGCCCAUCUCCGACUGGACCAAUCAGCAGGUCUGUCACUGGCUAAUGGGCAUGAACAUGGAUCAGUACACAUCUGAAUUCACCGCAAAGGGAAUCGAUGGCCAGCAGCUGCUGCACUUAGACAGCGACAAACUGAAGGUAGAACAAAUGCACUUUCAAAAUAUUCCAGUAAAACCAAGAUACAGCAUC
Molecule: messenger RNA, 4574 nt
Organism: Poecilia latipinna (sailfin molly)
Lineage: Eukaryota; Metazoa; Chordata; Actinopteri; Cyprinodontiformes; Poeciliidae
Product: neurabin-1-like
Exons: 19
Biological process (GO): neuron projection development; calcium-mediated signaling; actin filament organization
Cellular component (GO): dendrite; postsynaptic density; cytoplasm
Molecular function (GO): actin filament binding
Source: RefSeq, a predicted model, not a curated record